GCUCGGGGCUCGGCUCCGGGAGAGCUCGGGCGGGAGCCCAGAGAGCGCCGCGCGGGGACCUCAAGCUAGACCCCAGCGUCCCGCCGCCUUGGCCCGGGCCUGCCCCGCCCCCGGCCCCGCCCCUUUCCCGCCCGCCCCACCCCCUCUACGCCCCUCCACCCGGACCCCGCCCCCUGAGCAGCCCCCCGCUCUCGCCGCCUGGGCCCCGCCCCCUUCCCCUGGCCCUCACCACCGGUCCAGGGAGGGGACAGUGGGACAGGCAGGACCGGUGGGACCGGCGGGAGGGCGGACCGGGCGGGGACAUGGCCGCGGCGCCCGGAGGGUCUGCGCCGCCCGCCGGCCCCAGCCCGCGCCUGGGUUUCAGCACCGCGGACAGCGGCGUCGGCAUGAGCGGGCUGAACCCCGGUCCUGCCGUGCCCAUGAAGGACCACGACGCCAUCAAGCUCUUCGUGGGGCAGAUCCCGCGGGGCUUGGACGAGCAGGACCUCAAGCCGCUGUUCGAGGAGUUCGGCCGCAUCUACGAGCUGACGGUGCUGAAGGACCGGCUCACCGGCCUCCACAAAGGCUGUGCCUUCCUCACCUACUGCGCCCGGGACUCUGCUCUCAAGGCCCAGAGUGCACUGCAUGAGCAGAAGACCCUGCCAGGGAUGAAUCGUCCGAUCCAAGUGAAGCCGGCUGCCAGUGAGGGCCGAGGAGAGGACCGAAAGCUGUUUGUGGGGAUGCUGGGGAAGCAGCAGGGUGAGGAGGACGUCAGACGCCUGUUCCAGCCCUUCGGCCAUAUCGAGGAGUGCACCGUCUUGCGGAGCCCGGAUGGCACCAGUAAAGGCUGUGCCUUUGUGAAGUUUGGGAGUCAGGGGGAAGCUCAGGCGGCCAUCCAGAGUCUGCACGGCAGUCGGACCAUGGCGGGCGCCUCGUCCAGCCUCGUGGUCAAGCUGGCGGACACGGACCGGGAACGCGCGCUGCGGCGGAUGCAGCAGAUGGCGGGCCAGCUGGGCGCCUUCCACCCGGCGCCGCUGCCGCUGGGGGCCUGCGGAGCCUACACCACGGCGAUCCUGCAGCACCAGGCGGCCCUGCUGGCGGCGGCACAGGGCCCGGGCCUAGGCCCGGUGGCCGCAGUGGCGGCACAGAUGCAGCACGUGGCGGCCUUCAGCCUGGUGGCCGCGCCGCUGUUGCCCGCGGCAGCAGCCAGCUCCCCUCCGGGCGGCGGCCCUGGCACGCUUCCUGGUCUGCCGGCGCCCAUCGGGGUCAACGGAUUCGGCCCCCUGACCCCCCAGACCAACGGGCAGCCGGGCUCCGACACUCUCUACAAUAACGGGCUCUCCCCUUACCCAGCCCAGAGCCCCGGCGUGGCUGACCCCCUGCAGCAGGCCUACGCUGGGAUGCACCACUACGCAGCAGCCUAUCCGUCGGCCUAUGCCCCAGUGAGCACAGCUUUUCCCCAGCAGCCUUCAGCCCUGUCCCAGCAGCAAAGAGAAGGCCCCGAAGGCUGUAACCUCUUCAUCUAUCACCUGCCUCAGGAGUUUGGUGAUGCAGAACUCAUACAGACAUUCUUACCCUUUGGAGCCGUUGUCUCUGCCAAAGUCUUUGUGGAUCGAGCCACCAACCAGAGCAAGUGUUUUGGGUUUGUUAGCUUUGACAAUCCAACCAGUGCCCAGACAGCUAUUCAGGCCAUGAAUGGCUUUCAAAUUGGCAUGAAGAGGCUCAAGGUCCAGCUAAAGAGGCCCAAGGAUGCCAACCGGCCUUACUAAUCUACUCUCACUGACCAGCCACAGAAAGAAACUGGGGAGUGAGAAGAAAGGAAAGGAAAAGCACAGAAACGCUUGAGCAGCCCUUCCUGAAGGAGCAGCCACAGAUGGAGGUGGAUCGGACUGAAGGCCGGCGCCUGGGGCUCAGGCCACUUGAAGGAUUGUUUUCAUCGAGUGGAUUGUUCUGUGCCUGUGGCAUAGAGCUCAGACUGGCAAGACAACCGGGGCUGGCUGAGGAUUGACUGUCUAGGGAACCAGCAGAGGACCUUGGGGGUGCCAAGGGCUUCUCCACAAGGGAGGCCCAGAUUUACUUCUUUGAAAAUCAUAUCAUUCCUUAGAGUUUAGGGACCAAAGGACUAUUGCUUUUUUAAGAAUAUAUAUAUCUAUAUAAAUUAAAACAAAAACAAAACAAAAAAAAAAACACAAGAGAAAUGAAAAAGACAGUAUAGAGUCUCAUAAAAGCUGCCUUUAAAUAUCCCUAGGAGACAGGGUGAAGGAGACCCUUGAAAGCCCCAGCAUAGGCAGAGGGAGGCUGUGGAAAUAUUGUUCUGUGUCUCAUUCCCUCUUAACCAUCCCCCCACCCCCUGCCUUUUUAAAAUAAUUAAGGACUUGAGGUCUAGGCUUAUAUGCAGGUAAUAAGAGUUAUGAAGCAGUGAACCCACAAUCCCCAAACUCAGAGAGCAUCACUGAAGAGGCCCCAGGAGGAGCUCUGGCCUGCCCUGGCCUUUGCCACCCUGAGAGGCCCCCUAGCCAGUAGGACUGGGAACCUGCCUUUCCUUCUUGACAGCCUUUCCUGUGGAACCACUGCUUCCCCAGGCAGGAAGAAAGAGGGAGUUUUGGCCACCCCGGCCUUUCCCUUCCCCAUCCAGAUAGACAGAGGCCCUGGCUUUGGCCAAGCCGAGAUACCUCCUGUUUCCCCUCUCCGAGCCAGCCCCAAUGUCCCCUUGCUCCAGGCCACCUUCUGUCUCUAAGUCUGUUUGCCCACCUGUAAAGUAGAUUCAGGAUAUAUGUAGAGGACUGUGACAACAGAUGAGGAAGGUUUGCUACUGUAUAUACUGCCAUUGAAAAGGGGAUAAUUUUCAAUAUGUAGAAGCUUCAGAAUUUAGAGGUCCCUCUUUACCCAGGACCUGGGAGGGAAGUAGAUGUUUUGCCAAAAUACUUCUUCAUUCCUUUAAAAAGUACAUCUUUCCUAUGCAAGAGUGUCUCACAUGUGCUUAUCCAAGGUGCUUCUAGAUGGUGAGCAGUGUUCAGCUUAGAAGUGGUGUGUGCUCUGUCUGUCUGUCUUUGUCUGUCUAUUGUAUACAGUGGGUGCCAUAUAAAGCUGAUCAAUGGUGGUGCUUCCUGCCUGCUUCUGUGAGAUGGGCAAAAGAUUCAGCUUAGAACACCAUGACUCACCUUGCCUUGGUCAGCCUUUCCUGGGCCUGUAGGGCCUUGCAUAUAUUUUUGCCAGGAGGAUAAUAUCCCCUCCACCCAUAGACGUGGAUCAGGCUAGUCUGGGGCCCCAGCUAUGCGGUGGGCACUCUGUCCCCAGAUGUUUCUGAGGCUGGAAGCCUCUGAUCUGAUAUCACAUCAGACAGUAAAGGAUGUGGGGGUGGGGGUGCAGGGUUCCUCCUUCACAACAGUUUCUAAGAAAACUUGUUCCCACCUGUU
Molecule: messenger RNA, 3395 nt
Organism: Ceratotherium simum simum (southern white rhinoceros)
Lineage: Eukaryota; Metazoa; Chordata; Mammalia; Perissodactyla; Rhinocerotidae
Source: RefSeq, a predicted model, not a curated record